Molecule: messenger RNA, 1472 nt
Organism: Centruroides sculpturatus (bark scorpion)
Lineage: Eukaryota; Metazoa; Arthropoda; Arachnida; Scorpiones; Buthidae
Product: voltage-dependent calcium channel type A subunit alpha-1-like
Exons: 10
Coding region: 1-1233 (410 amino acids)
Biological process (GO): chemical synaptic transmission; calcium ion import across plasma membrane
Cellular component (GO): voltage-gated calcium channel complex; membrane
Molecular function (GO): high voltage-gated calcium channel activity
Source: RefSeq, a predicted model, not a curated record
AUGGAUGAUCAAAUUAAAUUAAGACCAAACUUAGUACCUUGGUCAAAGAAACUAAUGCACUACAUGCACUCAGCUAGUGGUCAAGAAGAAGAAAAUAGCGACUGCAUUGAUGAGGGAAUUCUGGUAGAAUUAGGGACUGAUGUCCAAGAUGAGGAAGAGGAAGAAGAAUCAGUUCCAUGUGAACGCCCCAGUAUCUUAGAAGUUAUUGCUCAAAUGGAAACAAUUCAACACAUGGUAACCACAGUCACUGGAAUUGAAAACAAACAACUAGCUGCUGUUGAUGAAGUUCAUUUGGCAUUUUGUGAAACUAACUGUGUCUUUCUUUUUUUUUCAUGUUCACUGCAUUUUGCUCUUGAUGCAUGUCCACUUGGUAUCAUUGUAUUUCAAGUGACAAAGAAAGUUAAACUCAAAGGGUUUGCAAGGGCUUCCUAUUUUAAAGCAAAAGUAAAAAAUAAAGGAGCAUGUAAAGCAUUUUGGCAAGGAGAGAAAAGAUUUAGGUUUUUUAUCCGCCACAUUAUUAAAUUGCAAAGUUUUUAUUGGAGUGUUAUUGUACUUGUCUUUCUAAACACAGUGUGUGUUGCUGUUGAACAUUAUAAUCAGCCUGAAUGGCUGACAGAAUUUUUAUACUAUGCAGAAUUUGUAUUUUUGGGACUUUUCAUCUUUGAAAUGUUUAUGAAAGUAUAUGCCCUGGGGCCACGCCUCUAUUUUGAAUCGUCUUUCAACAGAUUUGAUUGUGUUGUUAUUUUAGGAAGUAUAUUUGAAGUUGUUUGGUCUAGUCUUAGAGACGGUUCUUUUGGACUCUCUGUACUUCGAGCCUUACGACUUUUAAGGAUAUUUAAAGUUACAAAAUAUUGGUCUUCUCUACGUAAUUUAGUGAUAUCUCUUUUAAGCAGUAUGAGAUCCAUAGUCAGUUUAUUGUUUCUUUUGUUCUUAUUUAUUCUCAUCUUUGCCCUCUUAGGGAUGCAGCUGUUUGGUGGAGCCUUUAAUUUUGAUGAUGGCACGCCACCAGCAAAUUUCAAUUCCUUUCCUAUUGCCUUGCUUACAGUAUUUCAGAUACUGACAGGAGAGGAUUGGAAUGAAGUCAUGUAUCGUGGUAUUGAGUCUCAAGGUGGAAUUCAUGGAGGAAUGAUAUAUAGUCUUUAUUUCAUUAUUUUGGUGUUAUUUGGUAACUGUAUCCUUUUAAAAAUUAAUAAAAAUAUUUUAAGUAUAAGUUGUAUAAUUUACCUUGUUUGAUAGCUAUUAUGGUAUUUAUUUUUGAAUAAUAAUCAAUAAUAAGAAUAAUAAUGUUCAAUGUAAUCAAUGUUUUGUAUAAAUUUUAAAAUUAUUUAUGUCCUUUUGAAUUCCCUUCCAUGUUAUAAAAUCAUUAUAGAUUUUUCACAGAUAUUUAAAUUAGCUAAAGCACUUAUAUGGAUUUAAAAUACAUGUAACUAAUUUUAUAAUCCUAAACAGGCACAUUUCUUAUAAUGCAUAAG